Messenger RNA from Candoia aspera, 4895 nucleotides. RefSeq names its product RUN and SH3 domain containing 2 (gene RUSC2). Gene Ontology annotation, cellular component: cytoplasmic vesicle. The coding region runs from base 180 to 4853 and encodes 1557 amino acids. The record is from RefSeq and is a predicted model, not a curated record. The transcript is spliced from 12 exons. Lineage: Eukaryota; Metazoa; Chordata; Lepidosauria; Squamata; Candoiidae. Gene Ontology annotation, molecular function: protein binding.
UUUAGGAGGGCGCGGGUGAUCCGCGCGGGCGCCAGCCGGGUCCUCCAGCGCGCGCGCCCAGCUGCGGCGCAGCGUCGGUGCCCGCCGCCAGAGGAUGCCCGCACGGUCUUGGGCGGCCUUGAGGAGACCUCUUCUGCCAGCCCUGCCUGUUCCCCAGGGCCCUUCCAUGGGUAGCUUUAAUGCCACAGGCGCCCUUGCGAGCGGGACUGAGGAUGGAUAGCCCCCCCAAGCUGACUGGAGAAACGUUGAUCGUCCACCACAUUCCACUGGUGCACUGCCAGGUCCCGGACCUGCAGUGCGGCAGUGCUCGCCAGCAGACCAACCCUUUCCUCCCUUCCGACUUGGGGGUCCGGCAGACCAGCUCGCUCCCCGAGGGGAACCCUUUACAGCAGGACUUGCCGGUCUACGGCAGCUUCCUCCGGGCAUCUGACGGGGCUCUGGAAGAGGAGCCCGUGGGCAGGCAAAGCCCUCCCCCCACCCUGGCUGCCCCGGCGGCCCCCCAGCGGCAGAACCCCUUCCUGCUGAGGGACGGCGGCGAGGCCCGGGACCUCUGUGAAGACGACCCGGGGCAGACGUCCUUCCACCUGCACCACGGCCAGCCCGCCUUCCGCCUGCACGAGCUGGUGCUUCCCCCCUUCCACUUGCAUGGCAGCAGUCGCCCUGCCGUGCAGCCAUGGUGCAGCAGCAGCCGGGGGGACGUUGUUGAAGGCCGUGUGGGCCUGCCAGCCAACGAGGAGGCCCAGGAAAAGAGCCGCCUGGCAGCAGAAUGCAUGGAGCUGGAUGAGUAUGGCUGCCACCGCGGGGACCCCCCCAGUUUCUCCCUGGAGCAGGAGUGGGCCAGUGAGUCGGAUGAACCGAUGAACCCCCCGGAGGCCACCCACAGCCGGGCAUGCAGCUGCUCUGGUUCCGAGCCGCAGCGCUGCCGGUGCUGCAGCCUCUCGAGCCAGUCAGAGCCUCUGGACCAGCAGAUGGGCUACAUCAGCGACUCCUCCUGCAACAGUUCCGACGGGGUCCUGGUGAACUUCAGCACCCUCUACCAGAGAAGGAACGGCCACCCUCACACCAACCUGAACUCGGGCAACUUGUCCUGCGACUCCUCUUCUGGCAGCCAGUCGGAUGUUGCGGCCUUUUACCUUGAUUUGCACUCCCCGUCCCAGGAGUCGAAGAUGCCCCAAGGGCUGCGUGACCUGGAGGGGCCAGGGAAGGCCUGCGGGUGCCAUCGCCCCUCUUCCCCAGUCUUGGAUGCCAACUGCAACUCCUACCCACCGCUCUGCGAUCCGUGCCCAUCCGAUGGCUCUGACCUCACUGCCUGCUUCCAAAGCCAAGCGCGGCUAGUGGUGGCCACCCAGAACUACUAUAAGCUGGUGACAUGUGACUUGUCCUCUCAGUCCUCUCCCAGUCCGCCUGGCUCUUCCAUUACCAGCUGCUCUGAGGAGCAGACCAGGGGCAGCCCGGUCCAGCCAACCGAAUAUUACCUCUUCCAGAGGCCUGAGGAGAGUGACACGGACGGUUCCCGGGACGAGUCGCGGGAGGAGCCAGGGAAGAAGACUGUCGAGGGACAGGUCUACAUCAACGCCUCCCCCCCCAGCCUUGUGGGGGGUAGGCAGCGCUCCCGGAGCUACGACCGCCACCUUAAUCGCAGUCCCGCCGGCCGGCCAGGCUCAUUGGAACGCAUGCUGAGCUGCCCGGUCAAGCUGGGUGACAGCUCCUCCUUGGCCCUCCAGGGGUCCCCUCCCAAGCGCGUCACCUCCUUCGCGGAGCUGGCCAAGGGCCGGAAGAAGAACGGCUCCUCACCAACCGUUCGGACUGGCCGGGACUCGUCCCUGGAGUUCUCACCGAUCCCAGAGGGCCAGAAAGACAGCUCCGUCUUUCUGGAGAAUCAGGAGCAGCACAGCCAGAGCCUCCCGCCCUUGCCACCAGAACGCUCCCUCGGCCACAGCUCCGAAGGUGAACUCAGGGCUGCCGGAAAAGUCUCCAGCUCCAGGGAGGUGCCUUCCUGGAGGCAAGAUGGGGCUGAGCAGCUCUUUUUCCCAGCAGCGGCAGAGAUGGGGGCUGGUGCCGCAGGUGUCCUUGGCCAGAAAGACAUUCGAGCCCAAGCUGAUGGCGGCGCAGCGGAUGGCAAGGUCGUGCGCUACAGCAAGGACCAGCGUCCCACCACGCUGCCCAUCCAGCCCUUCGUCUUCCAGCACCACUUUCCCAAGCCGGCAAAGGGCCGGGCCCUGCACAGCCACUUGGCCUCCAGCCUCUCCCAGCUCUACGGCCUCUCUGCUGCCGCAGCUGCUGGUCGCCCGGCGAGCCGGCCCCUCUCUUCUGCUUCCCAGUCCUCCACCUCCACCGAGGGGCCUCUGGGGCAGGGCCAGCGUUCUGCCGAUGGAGCGGCUUCCCUCAGCGAUGGCCGCACCAAGAGGGGGCCGGGGCCGGAGACCACCCGCCCAUCCCCGCUGGGCAGUUACUCUCCGGUGCGCAACAACGUGCCUUUCUUCCAAAGUGUGGAGUCCUCCUGCUCGCCCACCCCGGAGACUCAGCCACCCCGCAGCAAGUCCUGCCCGGUCUCUGCCAACCUCUUGCCCAGCACCAAACCUUCCCCAGCUGCUGGCAGCUGUGCCACCCAGGGUGGUCCUGGUGCCAGUGUCUUGCACGAGGGCCCCUCGCCGAUGGCCAAGAAGGAUGACCCCACAGGCCCCACUGUAUCACUGGCCAAGGACAAGCUCCUCAGCGGCUCCCUCCUGCCGUUGUUGUCUGGUGGCUGGGGCUUGGCCAGGACAGGGAGCCACAGUGAACCCCCCUGGAAGAUGGGGUGCAGUGAGGCUGUCAGCAUCGGCUCCUUGGGCAUUGGCAUUCCCCGGCCCCUCAAUGCCAACCACCUCUCUCUGCAAGCCCUGAAGUGGCGGGAGUAUCGGCGAAGGAACCCGUUGGGGCUGGACCGCAUCUCGGACCCGGCGGGGCUGACUGGCAACCUAGACUGGAAGCAGCCGGAGAGCAGGCUCCCCUGGAGAAACCCACUGCUUGAGGUCCCGGGGGCCUUGCCCGGUGGCCGCGCCAGCCUCAGACUCCACGGGCCGGCAGUGAAACAGCCACACCAGAGCUGCCCAGACUUCUUCCCUGACUAUUUCUCCUUGGCUGAGAAACCGCCAGCUGAAUUUUGCCUCUCCCCCGAUGGCAACGCAGAGUCCAUCUCCAUUGAUCUGCUGCAGAAGAAGGGUCUUGUCAAAGCAAUCAACAUGUCUGUGGACCUCAUUGUGGCCCAUUUUGGGACCAGCAGGGAUCCCGGCGUGAAGGCCAAGCUGGGGAACAGCUCGGUGAGCCCCAACGUGGGGCACCUCAUCCUGAAAUACCUGUGUCCGGCCAUCCGGGAUAUCCUGAGCGACGGGCUCAAAGCUUACGUGCUGGAUGUGAUCGUUGGCCAGAGGCGGAACAUCCCCUGGAGCAUCGUGGAGGCCUCCACCCAGCUGGGCCCCUCGACUAAGGUCCUGCACAGUCUCUACAGCCGAGUCAGCCAGUACCCGGAGCUCACCAGCCACAGCAUGCGCUUCAAUGCCUUCAUUUUUGGUCUCCUCAACAUCCGGUCCCUGGAGUUCUGGUUCAACCACCUCUACAACCAUGAGGAGAUCCUCCAGGCGCACUACCAGCCGACGGGCUUCCUCUCACUUUCACACAGGGCCUGCCAGGGCCUCUUUGAGGAGCUGCUGCUGCUCCUGCAGCCGCUCUCCUUGCUGCCCUUCGGCCUGGACCUGCUUUUUGAGCACCACCUGCUGCAGCUGGGCAAGCGGCAGCAGCAGCAGAAGGAGCUCCUCCGUGGCCAGCAGGGCCUGCUGCUCUCCUCCCACUCCACCCUGCAGCUGAUGCGCACCCGCGGCGGGGGCAGCGCCCAGAGGACCAAUGACGGCUCUCAGGGACUGGCCUGUGGGGCCCUUCCGGAGAGGACGGGGGUGGUGGUGGUGGAGCCUGUCAAGGGCGCCGAAAGGGGCAGGCAGGAGGGCCGUAGGGAAGGUGGCCCCGGGCAGAAGAAGGACAGGCAGGCCAGCUGGUGGCUGCAGCUCACGCAGAGCUCCCGGGUCUACAUCCAGGGCUCUGCAGAGGGCGCCUGCCUGGCCCAGCACAAGCAGAAGAAGAAGGUGGGGGCGGCGGCCAGGUCGGCAGAGGCUGGGAGGGCUCCUCCCCCAAGGGAGGGGGUGGUGGAGGGCGCAGAGGCUUGCCCCCCCACAGAAGUCCCGCUCGUCAUGGAGAGGCCCCUAGCCGAGGAGGCGAAGUCCCCCUGGAGACAGGGGUCUCCUGCCGGGGAGGAAGCCAAGGAGGAGGGCCGGCCCUUCUGGACAGGCAGCCCGCCGGACGCAGUGCUGACGGAGCUGAAGCGCAGCCGGGAGCAGGACCGCGGGACGGCCCCAGGGGAGGAGCAGCGUGUUGCCCUCAGCCCUGGCAGCAGCAAGCCCAGGUGGGCUCACCUGUUUGGUUCCCGCCAGGCACCCAAGGACCCCAGACAGGCCAACAGGCUGCCAUCUGGCUGGUUGAGCUUGGAUCGCUCCGUCUUCCAGCUGAUGGCACAGACGGUGGGGGCCGGUGUGUGGCGCGAGGCCGAGACGGUGCCCAAGCAGCUGCCAGCAGCCCUUCCCCCUUCGCACCCUGAAGGGCAGCCUUCCAACGGGAGGGCCUCCCCUGGGGCGCCAUGGGCGGUGAAGGCACUCUGCCACCACCUUGCCACCGAGGCUGGGCAACUGAGUUUCAAGAAAGGAGACGUCCUGCGUGUGCUGGGCCGGGUGGACGCCGACUGGCUCCGCUGCAGCCACAGGGGAGGAGCCGAGAGCGGGCUGGUGCCCAUCAUGUACGUCACCCACCUGGAGGACACGGAUUAUUGAUGGGUGGGCGGCCACCAGUGAAGCCCAGAGCCGUGUGGACAG